Messenger RNA from Schistocerca gregaria, 3198 nucleotides. RefSeq names its product lysine--tRNA ligase (gene LysRS). The coding region runs from base 636 to 2354 and encodes 572 amino acids. Gene Ontology annotation, molecular function: tRNA binding; ATP binding; lysine-tRNA ligase activity. Gene Ontology annotation, biological process: lysyl-tRNA aminoacylation. Lineage: Eukaryota; Metazoa; Arthropoda; Insecta; Orthoptera; Acrididae. The transcript is spliced from 10 exons. The record is from RefSeq and is a predicted model, not a curated record. Gene Ontology annotation, cellular component: aminoacyl-tRNA synthetase multienzyme complex; cytoplasm; mitochondrion.
AUUCAUGAUCUUCUGUUUUCAGCAACUCUGCUAGUCUCUUCACAUCCUUCGUACUGAGCAUAUUUUUUCACAGAAAGUGGCAAACCUUCGUUCAAGAAACGUAAAAGCACGCGUUAUUUAAACUGAGAUACAGAUAUUUAUUAACACUGGCUUUCAGUUGUUUCAAAUCGAGGUAUACCGUGUUUACGUUGUCAAGACAACGCACAACAAACAUAAGGAACGAGCGUAAAAAUAGAAUCAUUUUUGCAGCAUAUAGUUAAGAAAACCAAUCGUAAAAUACGAACAAGCCAAAAACAUUGCUCCCCGAUAGGAUCAGGGCGCAGACUUUAACAGGGAGCUCUGCUUGAAUUAAAAUCUUGUCUUGAUUUACAGAGCGCGAUUAUCUUUCAAACCUUUUGACGAAGUUUUAAAAAUAUCUCGCAAAACAUUUCAGUAGCUUCUGUUGAUUGUUUUCUGUUCUAAUUUAAACAAUGUAUUGCCCACGUCACUCAGGUGUACGCCGAUCGCACUCUUUCAUUGGAUGCCAUGUAUAGCAUCCAUGUACAGGCGGGUUUCCUCGUUUUAAAUACCUUGGAGUUGUUUGUGACUGUGCUUUGUGGAACACUAAACAAACUGUAGAACAAUAUUUACCUGCUAUGGCAGAAGCUGGAAGUGAGAAACUAUCGAAGAAUGAACUGAAGAGACGACUAAAGGCUGAACAAAAGGCAAAGGAGAAAGCGGAGAAAGAGAAACAAAAAUCUGAAACACUAGCACCAAAGAAGAAGACUGAUACACAUGCUGCUGCAGAGGAAGAAGUCAGCCCAAAUGAAUACUUCCGUUUACGAACACAAGCUGUUACCCAAUUGAAGCAAAGUGAUGAACAUCCAUAUCCCCACAAAUUUCAUGUUUCUAUAUCCUUAGAAGAGUUUGUAGAAAAAUACAGUGGUGUUAAUGAUGGAGAAAUCUUGGAGAACAUCGAACUUAGUGUUGCAGGGCGUGUUCAUGCUAUCAGAGAAUCUGGAGCGAAGUUAAUAUUCUAUGACCUGAGGGGGGAAGGUGUGAAAAUUCAAGUUAUGGCAAAUGCAAAAUUGUAUUCCUCUGAAGAAAAGUUCAUUGAGGAUACAGGUAAAAUAAGACGUGGUGAUAUUGUUGGCUGUGUUGGCUCUCCAGGUAAAACCAAGAAGGGUGAACUCUCAAUAAUACCAAAACAAAUUAAACUGUUGUCCCCAUGUCUUCAUAUGCUGCCACAUCUACACUUUGGUUUAAAGGACAAGGAAACUAGGUUUCGCCAGAGGUAUCUUGAUCUGAUUCUGAAUGAAAAAGUACGUCAGAAGUUUCAUGUACGAGCACAAAUUAUUUCAUAUGUGAGGAGAUUUUUAGAUAAUUUAGGAUUUCUAGAAGUAGAAACUCCAAUGAUGAAUAUGAUUGCUGGUGGUGCAACAGCUAAGCCAUUUGUUACACAUCAUAAUGAACUAAAUAUGGACCUGUACAUGAGAAUUGCACCUGAGCUUUACCUGAAGAUGCUGAUAGUAGGCGGUAUUGACCGUGUUUAUGAAAUUGGAAGGCAGUUUAGAAAUGAAGGUAUUGAUCUAACACACAACCCAGAAUUUACUACAUGUGAAUUCUAUAUGGCUUAUGCAGACUACAAUGAUUUAAUGCUCAUUACGGAGAGCAUGGUAUCAGGUAUGGUUAAAAGUAUUCACGGGUCGUAUAAAGUGACAUAUCAUCCAGAGGGCCCAGAUGGAAAAGCAAUAGAAAUUGACUUUACACCUCCAUUUAAGAGAAUAAGUAUGUUCCCAGCAUUAGAGGAGAAACUAAAUAUAAAAUUACCAAGCCCAGAAACACUUGGAACACCUGAAGCAAAUAAGUUUUUUAGUGACUUGUGUGAAAAGCAUGAAGUGGAAUGUGCGCCACCACGAACAACUGCUCGGUUGCUGGACAAGCUGGUUGGAGAAUUUCUUGAAGAAAACAGUAUAAAUCCAACAUUUAUUAUUGACCAUCCUCAAAUAAUGAGUCCUUUAGCCAAAUGGCAUCGAUCUGUUAAAGGAUUAACAGAAAGAUUUGAGUUGUUCGUAGCAACAAAAGAAAUAUGCAAUGCAUACACUGAGCUGAAUGAUCCUAUUGUCCAACGUGAACGAUUUGAGCAACAGGCAAAGGACAAAGCUGCUGGUGAUGAUGAAGCUCAGCUUAUAGAUGAAAACUUCUGCGCAGCACUUGAGUAUGGUUUGCCUCCAACGGCUGGUUGGGGAAUGGGAAUUGACAGAGUUACAAUGUUCUUGACCGAUUCAAACAAUAUAAAGGAAGUUCUGUUCUUCCCAGCUAUGAAACCAGAUGAUCCUAAUAAAGGCAAAGAGAAUGAUGAAAUCAAGCAAUGACCAGGUUCCAUUUUUUGGAAGAUGAACACACAAGGAUACAGAGUUCCCGCUGUUGCUUCUGGAUACGUGUGAAAUCACAUGAAGAUACUCAUGUUGUGGGGUGUGCUUCAAUUCAGUGACAGACAUUGACCACAAAUCCACAUUGGCAAGACUUCUGUGACACAUGCAAUUUUAUGUUUUAUUGUGCUGCUGCCCUGGCCGUGGUUAGGCAGUAAUUGAACACGAGAAUAUGUGGGAAAAAUAUGGAGCAUAUUUUUAAGAGGCAGAAGUAAUGAAACUCAGUUGUUGAAUAAUUUGUAAGGAAGCCCUAGGUAUCCUACCUUUAGCACUGUUUUUUCUCCAGUGUUAAGGGGGCAGUUUCUGAUUUUAUUUAUUUUUAGUUCCCUAAUUAUCAUGCUGGAGGCUCCAGUUGGAUAGGAAUGCAAUUGAUGCAAGUGAAUUUUGUAAAAUUUUAGAAAAUAAUGUAAGGUGUGAAUCUUUCUUCAUUGCCCAAGUUAAAUGGGUAGGUGUGUGUGUGUGUGUUUGUGUGGAGAGAGAGAUAUGAAAGUAACUAAUUAUUUGCCUUAUGCUGCAAGUGUCAACGAAACACACAGCAGUGUGUUGUGCAUGCUUCCUGUCACUUUGAAUAAAGAGAGCACGGUUUUAUCUUGCUGUUAAGAACAGUGCUCACUGUUUUUUACUUACCGUAAUAAUGUUUUGCUACUUGCCAGGCAGCAGCAAAUUCUUGUUGAUGGAACUGUAGCUUUUUCGUAUUGAAAAAUAAAGUGGUCAAUCUAGGUCAAAAUUAUCCAGAGUCAGAGGAAACCUAAUUGGAAACAGCAAAGAAAUAACUUUUCAAAUCUCA